AUGGAAAAAAGAGUAAUUCUUUUAGUUGGGAAAACUGGUAAUGGUAAAUCUACCAUGGCCAAUGUUUUAACUAAUACCGAAAAUUUUCCUGUGUUUAAUGGUUCUCAAAGUGGGACUAGGGAAUAUAUGGUUGGGAAAUUUCAGCAUGAAGAAAUCGAGUACACCAUAAUUGAUACUCCUGGAAUCAACGACACUCGUUCUGGAAAUGAAAUUAAUGUAUAUAAGGAAAUAGUUGAUGCUGUUUAUAGUUUUAGAGAUGGCUUGAAUCAAGUUUUUUUUGUUACCAGGGGCAGAUUGACAGCAGAAGAAAUAAGUAGUUAUACCCUACUUUCCGAGGCUUUUUUUGAUGAAGAAAAGAUUCCCGAGUUUAUGACUAUUGUUAGAACUAAUUUUGGGGACUUUGGGAAUGAAGAGGCAUGUAAAAAUGAUAUUGAUGAGAUGGAAAGCCAGGGUGGUGAAAUUUCAGAUUUAAUUAAAAUUCGUAGAAAUAAUGUUAUUCAUGUAGAUAACCACCCUAGGCAUCAAAAAGAUCGCGAUAAAUCUAGAACUAUUUUAUUAAAUUAUUUGAAAGAGUGUAAAGAAAUAUAUCAGCAUGUAACUCCCUAUUCGGUUGGGAAAAGAGUCCAAGAAAUAGAAGAGGCGGAAAAUGAAAUAUUCGAAAUACUUAGUCUCAAAGGAAAAAUCAACAAUGCCUUGGAAAUUGGAGAAAAAAUUAAAAUUGCGGGAGAAAUGAUGAAAAAAGAAGGAAAUACAGGCUCAGAGGAUAAACAGAUAAUUGCAGUUAUUGGAUUUUACGUAGAGGUAUUAGGAUUUGUAAUCGAAUCUGUUGGAAAAUUGAUUCUUCAUUUUAGUUUAAAUAGCAAAUGUAAGAAAACCGUGGAAAGAGUCGGAAAAUUUUUAAAUGAGUCAAGGUCUUUAUUAGAAGAACUAAAAAAUUGUGAAGGAGAUAACAAAAGGUUGGACGAUCUUUUCGAAGAAUGCAUUGAUGUUUUAGUCAAGGAACGGAAAUCCCUGGUGAUUAGGUUGGCGAUAGAAAGGAUGUAUCAAGAAAAAGAAAACCAUUAUGAGUAA
Messenger RNA from Acaulospora morrowiae, 1071 nucleotides. NCBI's taxonomy places the organism in Eukaryota, Fungi, Glomeromycota, Glomeromycetes, Diversisporales, Acaulosporaceae. The record is from the annotation of a GenBank genome assembly.